Candoia aspera is the source of this 1546-nucleotide messenger RNA. It is a transcript of the gene DELE1, whose product is annotated as DAP3 binding cell death enhancer 1. Gene Ontology annotation, biological process: extrinsic apoptotic signaling pathway via death domain receptors. The record is from RefSeq and is a predicted model, not a curated record. The transcript has 10 exons. Bases 75 to 1211 code for a protein of 378 amino acids. Gene Ontology annotation, molecular function: protein binding. NCBI's taxonomy places the organism in Eukaryota, Metazoa, Chordata, Lepidosauria, Squamata, Candoiidae. Gene Ontology annotation, cellular component: mitochondrion.
AUGGCCUAAGCACGUGCUCUCCCGCUCUCGGCUCCGGAAAGCCGGCCUGACGCAGAUGACGCAUAAAAUCAAAGAUGUUAUGGCGCUGGCUGUGGAGUUUCAGUCGAGGAGUGAGAUCACCUGGCGGAGGAGCCGUUGCAGGCCUUUUCCGCUCUCGUCUUCAGGAGGGGGAGUCCUUGCUUCUCGGCCAGGAGUCUACGCAGACGGAUAGCAGGAGCUGGCAUGGCAAGCAUCAGCACAAAACCUUUGGAAACAGGAACGUCUACUGCUAUACUCCAUUAGAAGCCUUCACUUGGAGUACGUUGGCUGCUCUUGCUUUGGAAUUAACCAAACAGGUCCAUUGGCUGCGUUCUGGGCAAUCAGAUGGAAGGAAUACCAGAGUUUGUCAGUCAGAGCCAAAGAUUGCUGAUUUGUCCCAACAUCAGCGCUCAGUCAUCCCCACAGCCCUAUCUCCUUGCUCCAGAGAAGAGGAUCAACAAUUCUUGGGAUUGGACUCUGGCCAGGCACUGAAAAAUCUAUCUUCCAGCAGUUCUUGGCCAAAAAAUUAUCAACUCUGUUCGGAAACAGGGAGUUUCAUCUUCCCUCCUAGUACCAGCUUUCAACCAGAUUCUUCCCUACUGAAUUUGAAGGGCAACUUAGAAGAGGAAGAAGCUGUUAAAGGAGCUGCUUCUCAAGUGCAAAAAGCAUUUCAAACCAGCAUUUCAAUGGCAUCCAACAUCCUUGGGCUUGAAAACAUGCAAGCUGAGCAGUACAAAAUGGCUUUUUCCUGUUUCAAGCUGGCUGCAGAUCAGAACUAUAGCAAAGCCCAGUACAACGUAGGCUUAUGCUACGAACAUGGAAGAGGCACUACAAAGAACGUGGCUAAGGCAAUCCUCUAUUACCAGCGGGCAGCUCAUCAGGGACACCUUCUGGCCCAGUACCGCUAUCUUAAAUGGCUUCUCUGCUGCUGGUACAAAACAGCCAUGCAGAACUGGGUUGAAUUACCACUGGCAGAAAGAACCUGUCUGUCCAGUCCCUGCCUUCAGAGCCUUGAUCAGCCACCGACAUCCCACUUCGGACAGCCAGCUGGUGGCCUGCUUCGCUCAUGGAGCAUAGGACACUUGGAGGAUAUGGCAGAUAGCUGUGAACUGCAAGGCUAUUUGGGGUUCCCUGAUGAUCUCUCCACCAAACUACAGCCUUUCCCCUGCUCUUCAGGAAUAGUAGUUGGUUGACAUGGAUCAUAAGGAAACUUCCUUUUCAGAAACUUGAAAAAUGAUGGUUAUGGUCCUGACUUAGUUUUUAUGGGAUCAGAACCAGUUAGACAUUUCAAAGUUAUAUUUAAUCAUCUCCUAAAUGUCUACCUUCUUACCUGGUACUGAGGUAAGAAGUUGUUAUCUGAAUAUUAUAACCAAACCCAGCUUUGAUGGACUAUUUCAUCCUACAAAUUUCUGCUCUCCUUAACCUGAGGAGAGCAGUAUUAAUAUGCCGUGAGACAACAUCCCUAUAAACUUGCAGAAUUGCCACCAAGCUAACUGCCUUUAUGGUGCUGAUUAAAUGUUUUGGAGAA